Penicillium crustosum is the source of this 459-nucleotide messenger RNA. RefSeq lists its product as uncharacterized. NCBI's taxonomy places the organism in Eukaryota, Fungi, Ascomycota, Eurotiomycetes, Eurotiales, Aspergillaceae. The record is from RefSeq and is a predicted model, not a curated record. The transcript has a single exon. Bases 1 to 459 code for a protein of 152 amino acids.
AUGUCUUCAUCUGUUUUUGCCAAUUUAACCAGACGUUGGUCACCUUAUCAUCAACCAGGGCCCAAGCCCCAGAUCUCAAAAAUUCCCAUCGAUGGCGAGAAAAGUGCGGAGGAAAUUGCACUCGAAGAAGCCGGCGAUCUAAACGCCCUCCAACGAUAUCGUCAUGAAGUCCACCAAAUCACCAUGUAUGAACAUCACCCUCCAAUAACCGAGCUUCUCGAGACCGAGGAAGACUUCCCCCGUCACUUUCAACUAGAGCUAUCCUUACGCGAAGGAAACGACCAAUCAGAAGAGGUGCAAGAGAAUCUUAAAGCCCAGCGCAGGCUUCUUUGGAUGCUAUCGCGCGAAUGGUGGAUGCUGAAGAAUGAAUUUGGAGAAGGUAUUGUGAAGAGGGCAUUCGAUCUAUGGCGCUCACAUCCUAGAUGGUACAUGGAUCAGGUUCUUGUCGAGUACUGUUAG